Messenger RNA from Mizuhopecten yessoensis (Yesso scallop), 2594 nucleotides. RefSeq names its product coiled-coil domain-containing protein 151-like. NCBI's taxonomy places the organism in Eukaryota, Metazoa, Mollusca, Bivalvia, Pectinida, Pectinidae. The record is from RefSeq and is a predicted model, not a curated record. The transcript is spliced from 9 exons. Gene Ontology annotation, cellular component: cilium. Bases 108 to 1463 code for a protein of 451 amino acids. Gene Ontology annotation, biological process: outer dynein arm assembly; cilium movement.
CGCAAGACUGGGGGCACCUUGGAUACGUCAAAACACUGUUGUAGUGCAUACAGAAGGCAAACUAAGGAGUAAAUUUUUCUGUUGACAAACACAGAGAAUUCUCCAAAAUGCCUGUCACCUCGGCAUUGCAGCGUCCUGUAACGGAGCUGAUUGAUGAGCUGAAGGCCAAGAUCGCCCUCCUUGAGGGUGACCGAAAGGCUUACUAUGAAACCUCUCAGUAUGCAAUGAAAAAGAACAGAGAGAGUAUUCUCACGCUGCGCCGUGAAAACAAGGAAGUGAGGAAGAAGCUCAGUGAUUCGUUGUCGCAAGAUCAUCAUGUUAUCAACAAGGCAUUUGGAGAUCGUCCUGUAGAGAAAGCUGCCAUGAAAAAUAAAACAGGAAGGCAAGCCAUCACAAUCAUGGACCACAAAGUGUGUGACACAGUUAAGCGCCUCAACAGCCUGCGACACCAAACGGCCAGCAAGCAGAAGAGACUGGAGACGUUGCAGACAAAGUAUGAACAGAUGGUUCAGGACAGCUCUGAGGCCGUCGCUACAGACAAGGGCGAGUCUGCUGACGCUCAGACAAUGCGGUACUUGGAGAACAGCUAUGACAAGACUAGUCUAAAGAUUGAUGAGGCAAUCCAUCUAAAACGAAUAUAUGAAGACAUCAAGAAGAAGCUGGAAGUAGAAGCAGAGAAAUUUCCUUGUAUACUUGAUGCCAUGGAGGCAGAGAUCCGCGGCACAAGAAGUGAACUUAAAGAACUCAAGGCCAUGCAUGCUGAUGCCCAAAUCUCAAAGGAGGCUGCCCAGGCAGAAUUAGCCAAGAAUGAGAAAGUGGUCUACACGGAGAGAAAACAGCGUGAGAUAGAACUACAGAAAAUGAAGAAGGAAGCGGAGGACAAGAAGAUACAGCACGAGAGAAUUGAACGAAGAAUUGCCCAGAGAGGAUCCAUCCAGGCUGAUGAUAUUAACCCCCAGGAGAAGCAGGCCCUACAGGGUGAGGAACAACAACAGAAGAUCACAUCAUACGAGGAGGCCUUCCGACAAAUCAAGGAGGCUACUGGUGUAUCUGACACCAUGGAGGUAGUUCAUCGGUUUGAGAACCAGGGCAACACCACUAAACACCUGGAGGAUCUGAAGAGUCAGAAUGAGAAGUCUAUUACCAGGCUGAGUGAGGAGAAGAUGAAGCUUCAGGAUUUAUUUGAGGAGAUGAAAUACUCUGGGGAUGCUAAAUUAUCAAGAAAAGGGAGCCAUUACAUCAUUUAUGAAUUUGAAAUAUUAACCAACCUUUAUUUGGUGUGUGUCUAUAUAAAACACUACAAUUGGUUGAUUAACUGUUUGAUUUUUCCUCCAGAUGAAGAUGACAGCGGUGAUGAUGAUGGAGAAGUUCCUGGCCGCUCCGCGAUCAAGAAACAGUCACAAUUUAUUGUUGACUCAAAGACAAAACGACGAACCACAAAGAAGAAGAAGAAGAUGAAAUAAUAAGUGUUCAAGAUGGAUAUGGCCUGUGGAUGACUGACAUAGACAGACAACUACGGAUACGAGUAAAUUAUACCAAUACAGCUGUGUGUAUACAUCUGACUUAUACUGAACACUUACGUCGGAAGAAGUACCUUCAACAGUACGGAAUUAUAACAGAUAUAUUUUUGACUCCAAGACGAAACGACAAACGGGAAAGAUAAGGUAGACAUGACUUGUGGAUGACUGACGGCAGAUGACAACAGACACAACAAUCUUAUAUAGAUACAACUAAUUUAUACAGAUACAACAUACAACUAAUUCAUACAGAUACAACAUACAACUAAUUUAUACAGAUACAACAUACAACUAAUUUAUACAGAUACAACAAUCUUAUAUAGAUACAACUAAUUUAUACAGGUAAAACUAUCUUAUACCGAUACAACUGUGUCGAUACAACAGACUUAUACUGCAUAACCUUAUAUAGGAACAAGUACCCCAACAGUACAAAGUUACAACAGAUUUAAUUAUCAUUGAAAAAAGAAGGCUGAAAUAAUAACUGCAUACGAAAGACAUGACUUGUGGAUAACUGACAACUAUGGAUACACCUGAAUUAUACCAAUACAACUAAAUUGUAUUGAUACAAUUAACUUAUACCAGUACGAGUAUGUGAAUACAACUGCCUUAUACUCCACACUUAGAUAGGCAGACUUACCGACGACAUCUUCGUUGUUCAGCAUGUACUGGAUUGUCAGCAAUAACAACACUUUGGUUGCUGUGUACUGACUAGAUACAGCUGGAGAAAACUGUCCAAUAAAAGCCAAAUUAGUGCUGUAGUUAAUUGCCUUGUAAUAGUGUGAGAAUAUACUACGAUACACUGUAAACAUACAAGUUACAAUUGUUCUUCUAGACCCUUGUAUGUUAUUAUGUUGAAGUUACAAAUGAAUGACUUAAAAACUGUUAUAAUUAGCAUUCCUUAGAGUUCUUAUUAUACAUAUGUGUAUCAUGGUAAAAGAUUUCAUUUCUUGGCAAUGAAUACUACUACUGCUUGGCUAUUUAAUCAUGCCAGAUUUAAAAUUCUACAGUAAAAUUCAAAGUGUUAUCUGUUAUACAUAGAAAGUCUGGGUAAUUCAAAUAAACACAAUUUUAUCUAAA